CGGCGGGUCCCUGCAGGGGGGCCGGGCCGGGCCGGCGGCGCGGCGGGAGCAGGUGCGGCCGCCCGGCACCGCGGGGGCGGAGCGGAGGGCGGUGGCCGCGGCCGGGCCGGGCCGGCAGGUAGGGGCCGCCGGGAGGCGGAGGGUGAGGAGCUGGGCGGGCUGCCCGGCCUCUGGAGGUGCGGCCGGCGGCACGGCGAGCGGGCUGCCGCGGGAGGAGGAGGACGGCGGCGGCGGCGGUCUCCGCAGCCCGGGCCGCGGAGGGGCCCCUUGCUGCAGAGCCAGAUGUGCGGGACGGGGGGCUGCGAGGGGCCGGUGGGGGGGUGUUGGGGGCUGCCGCCGCCGCUGCUGCCGCGGCCGGGGGGGAACCCUUAGCUGUGCGGGAAGCGGGGAAGCCGCGUCGGGAGCUGUUAUUUUCUUCUCCCCCUUCCUUUGCCUUUCCUCUCCUGCCUCCUCCUCCUCGUCCUCACCAAAACCGGGAGAGGAGGCGUGUUCGUAGAGCCUUGCUGCACCGGUUUUGCUUGGUUUGUUGUUGCAGGGUUUGGUUCGCCGGGUGGUGGAGGGUUUUUUCUCUGUGUAUUGUGGUCUUCUUUUCCUUCGGUUCCUUCUCCCUCCCUUUCCUUUGGCCCAUUGCAUGCUCGGAUCCGGCUGGAUCCUUCCUUUUAUUUUCGGUGGUGCUUCUAAGAGGGGGGAAGGGAGAGCUGGGAUGAGUGCAGCUUGACGCACAGGCGAGGGGAGGGGGGGCACCGCCGGCAGCUGCAGCGGUUCGUGGCCGCAGGGUGCGGGUGAGGAAGGGAGCGAGCGAGGGGUUCGCUCGGUGCCUCCCCCUUUCUUCACCCAUCUCCUUCCUCCCCUCCUGCCCUCCCCAUCCGUCUGCUGCCGGGUCCGGCUGGGAGCGUGUGUGCAAUAUAUAACGUUGUAAGGUGUGUGUGCGCGGAGGAGAGGGAGGGAAGGACUCGCGAGUGAGCCGGGGCUGCCCCAGCCCCCCUUAUGUGACUCCCCCCUCCCGGGCGGCUGGAUGGCGAUAGACCGGCGCCGUGAGGCGGGCGGCGGGGGCCGGCCGCUGCCGGAGGAGAACGGCUCGGUGCCGGGGGCCGCGGGGGGGAGUGCCGCCACCCCCCCGGGGCCGUCCCCCGCCAACGCCACCGGGGCUGAGAUCCAGGCGGUACCGGUGCCGUCGCCCGCUGCCGCCUGCAGCCCGCUGCUCCUCGACUACGACGGCUCGGUUCUGCCCUUCCUCGGGGGACUGGGCGGCCGGUACCAGCGGACCCUGGUGCUGCUCACCUGGGUGCCGGCUCUCUUCAUUGGCUUCAGCAAGUUCUCGGACUCUUUCCUCCUGGACCAGCCCGACUUCUGGUGCCGGGAGGCCGACGGGCAGGGCAACUGGAGCCGGUCCCUGGCGACGGGACACGCCAACCACAGCGGCAACGGGAGCAUCUUCCCCACGCCCGGACUGCCCACCCCCGCAGGGGGCAAUGUCAGCGAGUGCGACUGCCACGAGUGGCACUACCGCAUCAGAGCCGGUCUCGUUCAAAACGUCGUGAGCAAGUGGGAUCUUGUUUGUGAUUCUGCCUGGAAAGUCCACAUUGCUAGAUUCUCCCUGCUGGUAGGAUUAAUCUUUGGCCACUUAAUAACAGGAUGUAUAGCUGACUGGGUUGGUCGACGGCCUGUGCUGCUCUUCUCUGUCAUAUUCAUCUUGGUAUUUGGACUGACUGUGGCACUCUCAGUGAACGUGACCAUGUUCAGCACACUCAGGUUUUUUGAGGGGUUUUGCCUGGCUGGAAUAGUCCUCUCCCUAUACGCACUGCGGAUAGAGCUCUGUCCUCCUGGGCACCGGUUCAUGAUCACCAUGGUGGCGAGCUUCAUCGAAAUGGCGGGGCAGUUCCUCAUGCCGGGGCUGGCUGCUCUCUGCAGGGACUGGCAGGUCCUCCAGGCAGUCAUCAUCUGUCCUUUCCUGCUGAUGCUGCUUUACUGGGUUAUUUUCCCAGAGUCUCUUCGGUGGCUGAUGGCUACACAGCAGUUUGAGGCAUCCAAGGAGCUGAUCCUUCAGUUCACGCACAAGAACAGGAUGAACAUGGAAAGCGACAUCAAAGGAGUGGUGCCCGGGCAUAGGAUGGACGAAUCAGUGCAUAGGAUGGACGAUGCUGUGGGAAUGAAGCUGUUGUCUGUUCCUCAUUUGUUGCAGAAUUUGGAAGAGCUGGAAAAGGAGAUCGCCAGGAGACCGAAGAAAGUCUGCAUUGUUAAAGUGGUGGGAACCAGGAACCUGUGGAAAAACAUCGUAGUAUUGUGUGUGAACUCGCUGACGGGUUACGGCAUACACCACUGUUUUGCGAAAAGCAUGAUGGGGCACGAAGCGAAGAUGGCAAUUACGCACAACUUCUAUGCGGACUACUACACCAUGGCUGGGAUUGCCCUGGCAUCCUGCCUGGCCAUGUGCCCCGUGGUCGGGUUCCUGGGGAGGAGAGGAGGACUCCUACUUUUCAUGAUCCUCACAGCUCUGGCGUCGCUUCUGCAGCUGGGCCUUCUCAACUUGAUUGGAAAAUACAGUCAACUUCCAGACUCAGGUAUGAGUGACAGCGUCAAAGACAAAUUCUCUACUGCAUUUUCCAUCGUGGGUAUGUUUUCUUCGCAUGCUGUUGGAAGCCUCAGUGUGUUCUUCUGUGCUGAAAUCACGCCCACAGUAAUCAGGGGAGGUGGGCUGGGGCUGGUCCUGGCCAGCGCGGGCUUCGGCCGCCUGACCGCCCCCAUCAUGGAGCUCCACAACCAGAAAGGCUACUUCCUCCACCACGUCAUCUUCGCCUGCUGUACGCUCAUCUGCAUCAUCUGCAUCCUGCUGCUGCCGGAGAGCAAGAACCAGAACCUGCCCGAGAACAUCCCGGACGGUGAACAUUACACCCGGCAGCCCCUCCUGCCGCACAAGAAGGGGGAGCAGCCCCUGCUCCUGACAAACUCUGAACUCAAGGAUUACUCCGGCCUCCACGACUCGGCAGCUGUGAGUGACGGGAUCUCCGAGAACACCACUGCCAAUGGGAUGAAGUCAAUGUAGCUGGGUGGAUUUUUUUUUCUUCCUUUUUCUUUUUUUCUUUUUUUUGGUUGGGUUUGGUUUUUUUUCCCUUUCUACUCUCUUGUUUUAUUUGAUGCUGUUGUGCAGGAGGAGCAGCACUUUGGGCAAUGGUGUUUUGCACAGGGUUUACAAACCAGUGGUGGAGCAGACACAGACUUGGGGGAAUUCAACUCUGCUGCUAAAGCAACUUUUGGCAUCUUCAACUGUUGUGCAGACUGCUCUUGAAAAAGUUACGGGGGAAAAGACUCAUCUGAGAAAAGACCUGGCUGAAGGUAGCCCUUCAGAACUCUUUUUUUCCUGCCAUUAAAUAUGUAUAUUUAUUUUGAUUUAUUCUCAAGAAGCACUUUAUUUCCUUUUCCUUUCAUAGAUCACAAAAAUGAAGCCAUCUUAUUAUAAGAGGUGCAGCCAUUCCAAGAAAGAAACCAUGGGGGGGGGUGUUUUCUGUUUUGUUUUUGUGUUUCUUUAAAGGAAAGAGGGAUCCACUGCAAAGUUGAAUUGACUGAAAUUUAGACUUGUGCAACAUUCUUCUGCCUGUCUAGAAAGUCCAAGCGCAGAGGUUGCCUGCUGUGUUUGUAUACACCAAAAAAAAAAAAAGGAGGAAAAAAAAAAGCAAAACCUGUUGUGACUCAAACUCUGACUGCAUUUUAGGCAGCUUGUGUUUGUUUUUAUAGCCCAUGUGCACUUAAGUUACUUUCUAAAUUAGUACUUUUCUUUUUUCACUAAAUGCAGUGAAGAAAAUCCUACCCAAACAAGCUGAUUUUUUCAAUGAGGAUCAGCCUUCUGCAUUUUAAGAGUCUGUUUAUCUAUUUUAGACAGUUCUGGCUGGUGUUUAAUCGCAAUGAGAUGUAAAUGGUUUGACCAAUGAUGCAACAAUUAGUUUUGCUGAGAAUGGUUUUCAUUACCUGGAGGCCCAGAAUCUCUGAGCGACUGCUCCAGGAGAAGAGCAGGAACAAAACAUAAGGAUAUGUACUUUGUUCCAAAAGGUGUCACAGCUGGGGUUCCCACUCCUGGGAAAUGGAUGUCCUGGCAUUGCCUUGUCUGUUUUUAGAACCAGGGUUCAGGUUUUCAACUUCAGUGGGAAAAAUACUUAAGUGACUAUUGGAGAUAAAUGAAUUGAUAGUGUGUGAAUAAUGAAUUAUGGUCUGCUGGUGGCCAUCUUGGGGUUUUAGAGAUGUUUUCUGGUUCUGAUGCAAGUAUAUGCAGUGAACUCACCCAGAUUUCCCCCUUCUCCAACUGCUCUCGUAGGGUUUUCAUUCAGAAAAAAAUAAAAUGUACUUAAAUUGGAUCGAUCCUACUCGAGGCUAAGAAAAGUGAACAUCCAGUUUGGCUCCCACUGUGCAGAUAGCACUGUGAUAGUGGCCACUUCUCCAGCCCCAAAACCAGCUAUUUCCUUUGGCCAUCGGCUUUGGGUUCUCACUGUGUGAAUAUUGUGAGGAUCUAGUUCAAUGCAAGGACUUAGCAAACAAACAGCUCUCUUGCAUUGUAGUUAACCUCCCUGCUCUCCCUCUCUCUUCUCCUUUCUCACUCAGGCCAUCCAUUUAGUGAUUGCUCAGUAGUGCAGACGUUCACACAAACAGAGCAGCAGGAUGUCGAUGUUGUAUCGAGUGUCCAUAUGAUUGCCACUUUGUUUGAUGUACAUCUUGUGUUUGUACGCAUGGAAAGCGCUCAUUUGCACUUUCCUCCUCUACUUUCCCUUCCCCCUCCUCCUUUGCUGUAUAUAUUGUCGAUUAACUACUGUACCUAACAAUUUCCAUCCUCCAUUAGGCUGCCGAUGUCCUCAUACAGGCCCCAAUAAAUCAGAGAUACGUGCUCCCCGGCAGGUGAUGCAGUAAGUAGCACAGCCUCGGAUGCUGAUGAGUGCAAGGGGACAGGUAGACCUGCAGAAGCAACAGAGAUUGUUGUGUUCAGAGUAACAAUGUUGUCCUAAAGCUGCUAAUUUUUGCACAGAGGAUGUGGACAUUCAGGUUCUUCUCGAGCCUGGUAAGAAACACUGGACCAGUUGAUGGUAGUUUUGCCUGAAGUCACACUACUAUUUUUUUUCACCUUUGCUAGACUUGCUGCGACAGCAAGAGCCUGAUCUUCCUUACACUCGAGUUUUAUUGUUGAGCUUGAGUGCAGCUGCCUCUCUUUUUGUUCCAUGCUGAGAUUUCUGCAGCCUGUGUUCACCUAAGGAAAAAACCCAGGCCUUCCCCUUUCAUGCAGUAUUCACGUGCCAAAUUUGUGCAAUAACUUUUGCCUUCCAUAUGAGAUGCUUGUUGCAAGCCACACUCGUUGGGGUGGGGGGAAAAAAAUAAAAAAGAGAAAAAGUGGGUUCACAACAAAAAAAUGAAGAAGUAAAACAAGUCUUAAUGGAAAAAGGCCUGAAAGCAGAGGAGCAUGGGCGAGCAGAGAGCGGCGUCCUACCAUCCAUUGUGCCGUGGAGCCAGCAGCUCCUUCCUGCGUGGUCUCUGUGCGUGUGUGCUCAAGCUACAGUACGGCUCUGGUCAACCAUCCACAAGCCUAUUAAAGCAGCUGCUCCCAGCACUGCCAGCCAUCCCGGUGUGCUCACCGCUGCUGUCCACAGCGCUUUAUUGUUUCCAAUUCCAGCGGUGGCUCUCUGAUGACAGAGGGGCCCAGGAAGAGAACAGUUGUUUAAACAUAUCAACCUUUAUAUGAUAAACUAGGUGACAGGUACAAGCGGCAUUUUUGGUUUUUUAAUUCUUAUGAAUUUGACUUGAUUUGCUGCUUUUUUGCUUUUUCUGCCUGAAACCAAGUAGUUGGUACUGAUCUUCUGCCACGUGGGGAGCCCCAGCUUCUCAAGUUGGUCUGGCCCUCUGCCUCUGUCAUGACAAUAAAACACAAACUGAUUUCCUGCCUUGGCAGCUCCAGUUUUGCUCUUUUUCCUGAAACAAAUCUGUGAUUUAUGUGUUUUUCCACAUACGCACACAGAGUUGGAAAGCUUUUGCCGUGUGCAUCUCGUGCGGAGGAGUCGGGUACCAGGUGAUGCAGUGGGGCAGGAAGGUGGAGAUGUUCACUGAGCUCUGCCUAGUCCCACGGCGCGAUGAGGCUCUUGGUUGGAUGCACCAUCAGCUCCCUGGCCACAUCCCCUCCACAGCCAUCACCAGAAAAGGCUUUUCUCAGGUGGCUCUUUCUGGCCGCCACAACAGGGGAAGUGGUCAAAGCUGUCCUGGUCCAUAUUGGCCUUUUUUCUGUGAGCCUUCCACAACCUCUAAGCCCAUCAGUGGAUUUUUUCUUUGGGUUUACCUUUUAAGGGCUUUCCUCCAUCUUUGUAAGUUUAAACAAAAAUGUGAUAGUGGCAUUACGCUUGAUCUUGUUUUGGUUGCUUGUGGGGUUUCUUUGUUGGUUUUAUUUUGUUUUGUUUGGGCUUCUUUUUCCUUUUAAGGUUUCAGUACUGCUUUCAUUGCCAGAGACACUGCAAACAGGUAACACAGUCGCCUGUUUGCAGAUGUUUUGUGGCCACUCAGAAAGAGAGUUGUAUGACUUUUUGGUUUUGUUGAGCAGGCUUUUUAAUUUUUUUUGUUUUGUUUUUUAAUGGAAAUACUUUACUUAACUGUUGCCUCUUCCCGGAGCCAAACACUGAAGGUCACCAAAUUGGAAGCAGAAGUGCCAUUAACUGAACUCUGUGAAUGUCAAGUCAAGUUGCGCCUGUAGCUGGCACAUAAGACAACACUAUUAAGUGGGGGGAUGAUCUCCCCCACUGUAACUCUUCUUUUAUUUUUUUUUUUUUAAUAAAAUGACAAACCUCAUUUUAAAUGUAUUGUGUAAAAUGUUUCGGGAAAGGAGUAUGGUGUGUUAUGUCUAGUGGGUGAGACCUCCCUCCCCAUUUCAGUUUCUGAUGAAGUUUUAAAGAAUCGUGUUACUGUACGUUUUGAUCAUGAAUAGUCUGGUGGUGCUUCCUCAUAGCACAAGCUUAAAUCAAGUACUGAAAACAGUCUUACAAGCUAAAUGUCUGCAUGAUGUUACAUCCGUUGUACCUACUGAAAAGAACUUUGUAUGUAAAUGUACAGAAUAAAAUAACGUUGUCCCAUCA
Messenger RNA from Columba livia (rock pigeon), 7091 nucleotides. It is a transcript of the gene SLC22A23, whose product is annotated as solute carrier family 22 member 23. Gene Ontology annotation, biological process: transmembrane transport. Gene Ontology annotation, cellular component: membrane. The record is from RefSeq and is a predicted model, not a curated record. The coding region runs from base 1016 to 3043 and encodes 675 amino acids. Gene Ontology annotation, molecular function: transmembrane transporter activity. The transcript is spliced from 11 exons. NCBI's taxonomy places the organism in Eukaryota, Metazoa, Chordata, Aves, Columbiformes, Columbidae.